GACGCGUGGGAUCAAAUGUUAAUAAAUGCUUGGUGCAAACCUGCGAAAUCCUCCGAUAGCGUGGAUUACAGCGACGAUGAUCCAGCGGACUACAACGAUGACGACACCGUAGAUGACGACGACGAUGGCAGUGAUUCUGAAGUACCUCCUCAAAUCAUGUCCAGGCCGGAAAGCAUACGUGUCAGGAACGGUAGCACGAUCUGGUUACCUUGUAACACUAAAAAUGCAGACAAUUACACGGUGACAUGGCAGAAGGGCGACGAAUUUCUGUACUACGAUUCGAACCCAAUGACAUCAGACAAAAACAGGAUCGUCCGUCUAUCAAAUAACACACUGGUGAUCUACAACGCCACAACCAACGACACGUCGAACGAUUACAAGUGCACUAUCCUCCACACGCAUCCCGUCACGAUCAGACAUCAGGUCCUAGUGGAAUCUGGAAGAAUGCCGGCACCCCAGCCUCACAGACCUCCGAUACGAGUCACCCCUGGCAGAAAAGUGGAAGUCACUGCUGGUGAAAACAUUACCCUGGGCUGCGAAACGAGGAUACAACCUACGCCUGUAAUGAGAUGGUACCACGAGUCCGAGAGGGUUCCAAACGACCUGAUCACCGACAGCAAUCAUAUCACUAUCACGAACAUCAGCAGACAGAACGGAGGCCAUUAUCAAUGUCUCGCCGACAACGGCUCGAAUGAUCCACCUGUGGAGUCUAUCAACGUUGUCGUUAACUACAUUCCCGAAAUAGAGACAAAAGGGAAAUGGGUGCAUACCGGGCUCGGCGUUGAAUCGAAGUUAGCGUGUAUCGUUCACGCUCAUCCUCACGCUAAGGUGACAUGGUUGAAGGAUCAGAAAGAAGUGAUGCAGAAGAAGGGCAGCAUAGAGAUGACGAAAAAUAAAAACUCGCACGUAUUGAAUAUUUUCCACACAGAAAAGGAGGACUUGGGCGACUACACGUGCGUGGCUGAAAACGCGUUAGGACGGAGCCAGAAAACUAUUUCCCUCACUGGUCUUCCAUCUCGAGCAAUUAUUUUGGGAGGUGAAAGGACGAAGAGUGAUACGGGAUUGAUUCUAAAAUGGCAACUGGAGAGCUAUUCGCCGAUUACCGAAUAUACUCUGGAAUAUCGUCGUAAAGGCGAAGAAAAAUGGACUGUUCUCAAGCCUGCAGUGACAAACGGUAAAGGGAAUAUGUUCAUAGUUGAACACCCGAUCGAAGGACUUCAGUCGGGAUCGUACGAAGCGAUCCUUACGGCUAGAAACGAUUUCGGAUGGUCCCCAGCGUCCAAACCCCAUAUGUUCAGUGGAGAAUACGCAGACGAACAGGCAGAACAGGUUAAAGGAACUGCAUCUCACUUUGCGAUAAACUUUGCAACGUUAUUCCUAGUCGUCUCAACCUGUGCCUUCACAAGUCUGUAAUUUACUUGAACUUCUUAAACUAUGUAGGUAAUUUGCUACAGCCAAAGCGUACACCAGCAGAAGCCAUGGUGGGUUUAGUGAAAGAUGAAUAUCUAGGAGAACUAUACGUUGCUGGUGUAAUAUAUUUUUUAAAAUAAUGUAUUAGUUAUAAUCGUUUAAGGUCAUAAGCUGGUUUUCAUUCGUUGGUGAUACGAAAAAUCAUAUUACCAUUUAUGUAUAUAUUGAGUAACAAGUAUGAGUACAUUUUUUUUUAAAUCUUUGAAUUCAAAAUUAUUCGUGGGCAUUCAUAAGUUAAAACAAAAGUGGUUUUAACUGUAAUUCAAUAUAAUUCUUCUCCUAGAUGUUCUGAUAUGUAUUAUUAAAAGAAAAGAGCAUUUUAAUUGUACUCUAAAUCAGGAGUAAUUGUAAGGGAUACUGUACUUUAAAAUAUAUUUAUAUAUCUAUAUAUAUAUAUAUUAUAUACAUACGUAUACAUAAUAUAGUAUUCAUUGUAUAUGUAAUAAGUUCAGAGAUACAUGAUUAUUAUUAUAAUUUAUUUUUGUAUGCUUAAGAUUAUUAGAUCAGUGUUCUAUAAAGUUGCUUAGUGCCAUGUACGCAAAUUUAUUUUCUCACGAUCGUGUACAAAUGAAAUAACGGCACUGGUGAACCGUCCUUCGAUUGCUAAUGGAGGACAUGUAGGUACCUAAUGUGUAAUAGUAAAGAAAUAAUGUUACUAAGGCUCGCCGUUACGAUUUAUGUAGUAAAGCGACUAAAAUGCAUCGAUCGGAAGCAAAUAUACUGUGAAAUUAAAGAAGCAAAUAUACUGUGAAAGAAAUUGAUCAA
This is a messenger RNA of Megachile rotundata (alfalfa leafcutting bee), 2235 nucleotides long. Its product is annotated as neurotrimin. Gene Ontology annotation, biological process: synapse organization; homophilic cell-cell adhesion. Gene Ontology annotation, cellular component: plasma membrane; neuronal cell body; axon. Lineage: Eukaryota; Metazoa; Arthropoda; Insecta; Hymenoptera; Megachilidae. Gene Ontology annotation, molecular function: axon guidance receptor activity; protein binding. The record is from RefSeq and is a predicted model, not a curated record.